GGCUGAUAUGAGAUUCGUGGAAAAAUGCUCACUGUGAAAGAAGAUCGGUAAAACCACGGACACCUCCCUGUCAUAAAUGUAUAUUUUUUUCGCCAACCAAUUUUUGUCACCGUGGAAACAAAAACCACAGGGAACUUCAGAGGAGAAUUCUUCUGCAUAGUAGGACAAAUCAUUUCGGAAACCAAAACUAAAAGAUGCCGAAGGAAAUCAAGGAAAUCCGCACUUUCUUGCAGCACUCCCGCCGAAAGGAUGCCAAGAAGGUGAUCAUCCUGAAGAGUCCGGAGCAGUCCAGCGGCAACGUCGUCACCAAGUUCAAGAUUCGCUGCUCCCGCUACCUGUAUGAAUAUGCACAUUUUGCUUUUCCUUGCCUUUCGAGAUAACUUUUGGACAAUUUAAAGACAGUGCUGGCGCAUUUUUCCAUAUUCAUCUUCACUGCCGUGUAGAGCAACAUGGCGAAAUACGCAGUAGAGUGUCGGUAUGAGUAGCUUAAGAGGGAAGGUGUGCUUUUCGUCGAAAGGAAACCUAAACCAAUUUUGCAGACCCGCACGAGUUUUACUCGAAGUUUGAUUUGCUUUACUCGGUUUCGACGCCUAUUGCUGAGAGAGUUGUAGCAUGACUGAGGCCAACAUCGAAACGUCCUCGUCCUCGAUCGAUCUAAAUAUCCAACAAAAUCAAAAUUUCAGGUACACUCUGGUUGUCAAGGACAAGACGAAGGCGGACCGCUUGGCGCAGUCUUUGACUCCUUCCCUCGAGAAGAAGGAAAUCAAGGGACGCAGGAAGGUCACCGUGCUGAAGUAAAUUCGAUCGGGGUUCUACUUUCAGCUCGCUGUUGCCAGUGGUGCUAGCAUGCAGACACGACAUGUGAAUGUCCUCCAUAUGUCUUUGUCCUAAUAUUCGCAGAAGAAGUUCCUCAU
Molecule: messenger RNA, 914 nt
Organism: Amoebophrya sp. A120
Lineage: Eukaryota; Dinophyceae; Syndiniales; Amoebophryaceae
Source: the annotation of a GenBank genome assembly